GUGCGACUUCGAAGUGGCGCUACACCGAGCGAUACGAGCUGCAUAUCCUGGAGUGAGACUAUUCGGUUGCUGGUUUCACUUCUGCCAAGGUAGGGUCAUUUGGGAACAAGUUGCACGUCAAGGAUUGGCAGGUGACUGCCUCCGCAACCCUGCAGUGAAGAUGGGGGUCAGGAUGUUAAUGUCCUUUCCCCACCUACCACCACAGCCGGGCCUACCCCAUGCACGUCAAGGAUUGGCAGGUGACUGCCUCGUUAACCCGGCAGUGAAGAUGGGGGUCAGGAUGUUAAUGUCCUUUCCCCACCUACCACCACAGCCGGGCCUACCCCAUGCACGUCAAGGAUUGUCAGGUGAUUGCCUCGUUAACCCGGCAGUGAAGAUGGGGGUCAGGAUGUUAAUGUCCUUUCCCCACCUACCACCAUAGCCGGGCCUACCCCAUGCACGUCAAGGAUUGGCAGGUGACUGCCUCCGCAACCCUGCAGUGAAGAUGGGGGUCAGGAUGUUAAUGACCUUUCCCCACCUACCACCACAGCCGGGCCUACCCCAUGCACGUCAAGGAUUGGCAGGUGAUUGCCUCGUUAACCCGGCAGUGAAGAUGGGGGUCAGGAUGUUAAUGUCCUUUCCCCACCUACCACCACAGCCGGGCCUACCCCAUGCACGUCAAGGAUUGGCAGGUGACUGCCUCGUUAACCCGGCAGUGAAGAUGGGGGUCAGGAUGUUAAUGUCCUUUCCCCACCUACCACCACAGCCGGGCCUACCCCAUGCACGUCAAGGAUUGGCAGGUGAUUGCCUCGUUAACCCGGCAGUGAAGAUGGGGGUCAGGAUGUUAAUGUCCUUUCCCCACCUACCACCACAGCCGGGCCUACCCCAUCCACGUGAAGGAUUGGCAGGUGACUGCCUCCUCAACCCUGCAGUGAAGAUGGAAUGUCCUUUCCCCACCUACCACCACAGCCGGGCCUGCACCAUGACACACUUACUCCAGAAACGGAUAUGGCCGAAGGACUUCGUGCCAUUCACAUAUGUAUUGAACAGAGCAACACGUUAAGGCUGAAUGCUCUUGUAGAUUAUGUAGAAAGGUUUUGGGUGUGCUGCGUAGGUGCAGAGAACUUCACCACGUUCAGCCAUCCAUGGCGAACUGAUAAUGACUUGGAAGGGUUCCAUUGCCGUCUGCGCAGUGUCAUGCUAGUACACUCCAACAUGUGGAAGUUUGUGGACUUGUUGUUGAAAAUAAAUAGAAAAUACUCGGCAGGAGUAAGAACUGUUUCAGAUAGGCGCCUUGUUCGACCCUCAACACAAUGAUGGUUCGGAACGGCAUCCGGAAAUUAGUAACUGGUGAAUACAGUUUUAUUACAUUCCUACGCUAUGUGUCACACACCGUGAACAGACUGUUUGAGGUUCUGGGCCACCCCCAGAACAGAAACCACGACAAUGGUGAAGAAGCAGAAGACCUCGAUGAACCAGCACCACGGCCUGAGUUUCAGGACGGUCAUCCUGGACGUGUGAAAGGCGACGGAACUGUAGCUGGAGCAGAACCGGAGGAAACAGAAUCCGCAGGUUCCAGCUCAAGCAAAUGCGAGGGUUUGCACAAAGUCUGUUUAUUGUAACCUGCCACCCACAUUGUUCUUCCAUGUGGACAUCUGGGUGUUUGCCACCAAUGUGUAGAUAUAUUGUAGGCAGUUAAUAGUGCCUGUCCAUUCUGCAGGCCAGCUGUGGAUAAUUUUGUACAAUUCUUUGAUAUGUAGUCAAGAAAUAACAGUUUAAACCACUUGAAUAUCAGAAAUAUUUAAAUGGGCCAAAUCAAACAUGAAUUAAAUUGUGUUCUAAAUCUACUAAAUGAUAAACAAGCAUCAUAGGAAACAAAUUUAAACAUUGCCUUCCCAGUAAUGCAGAUAAAAAUGGUAAAAAAGCUUUUAUAAUGAAUUAUAUAUAUAUAUACCAAAAAUUAACAUUAUAUUAAUGGGUAUUGAACUAAAAGUAAAUAAUUUAUAAUUAAAUAAAAAAAUUUAAGUUCACAUCUUUGUGAUUAUUAAAAAAUGUCAAAAAAAUUGUUAAGUUCAAGGAAAUCUUGUAUAUAGUGAAUUCCAGCUAGUAUAUACAUCUUAAUUCAUUUGUAGGUUUUAUUUUUUUCACUCAAGAUGUUAUAAAUAUACAAAAAAUUUGUCUGUAGUACUUUGAUGGAACAAGCUAAAGACAGAAGAGUUUAAAGCUGAAUAUUUUGAAGUUGCGAACAUAAAUGGCUAAGUAAUUGUUUAUGAAAUGCUCAGUUUAGCUAAUAGUUGUCUAAUAAAUCUUGUUCAUUUGUGUGGCAGUAUGUACAUAAAAUGUGUUUAUUUUGCGCGUGCAUGCGUGCUUGCAUGCGUGUGCGGAACUCCAAGUUACACGACACGGUGCAGUCGCUCACUGCCGUGUGCAAACCUUCACAGUGUAAUGAAAUUUUCUUUAAAUUGUUCCUUAAAAGUUAAAAUGUUAAGUCAAUUGAUGUACUUUUAGUACAGCAAUAGUGUUCGUAAUCAUUUUGAAAUUAUGACAGAGAAAUGUAUGAUAAGUAGAGACCUGAAAUUUUCGCGAUCGCGAUAACGCGAAAAAUAACGCGAAUUUCAUUGAUUUUCGCGAAAUAAUACGAUUUCGUCUAGUUUUCUGUAUACACACGAAAUUUUAAGAAAUGUACGGUAACAAACUUGGUUUCAUCUUGAGUUCGCCGGCAUCGCCAUGGUCAGAACUAAAACUAACCAACCUUAGCGGUAGCCUGCCACUGUUUACGUUUCGAAAAUCACAUACUUUACAUGUAUGUAUGGAAGAACGAAAUAUAUUGCUGCUAAGAUGUGACCACAACACAAAAUAAACAUAAUGUACGCAACCACAACUCCACGUCAUACAUGAGCGAUACUGUUGAUGUAAUGACUGGAAGGAGGCGGCAAGUUGUGAGCAAGCAGAACCAGCUUGGCCAACCCUUCAGCAAGAAAUGUCCGUACGAAAAUGUCAUUUGGACCGUAUUUCCCGAUCCAGGUCCGUACAUGAAUUUUUUUUUAUGAUUAUAUUAAUAAAACUAUUGCACAAUAAUGACUUCGUGAUUUAAUUUUGCCAUGAAAUAGAAUUACGAAAUAAACGAAUUAAAAUCUUGUUCUCACACAACGCAGUUAUGGAAUAAACGAUUUGUGACGCCACAAAAGAUUGCAUGCUGGGAAGAAUCAGCUUUUAUUUCACAAACAACCGGCACUGGCAGUCAUGCGCACGUCUGCCGUAAGGAUCAAUGAUAUGUGUUUGUAACGCGAUUCCAGCUGAAGUAUAAGAUAAACACCGUACAACCAUACAUUGCCACUUCUUUCGUUUAAUGUAUCAUAUUUUAUUGCUGCAUGGGAACAUUAAAAUAAAAUAACUUGAGUUUGUGUAACAAUAUGCCGAAAAAUGCUGCAAGUGCGCGGCAACGUGCCGACGAUUUCAAAAGCGACGGGCUAUAUGCACCCGAUACGGCGACGUUAAUGUGCAAAUUUUGUAAUUGUAAAGUCGCAUUUGAGAGAAAAGACACCGUGAUAAAGCACACUAAGAGCGAAAAACACAUAACUAAAAGAAAAAAAUAUGAUGAUGGGUGUGCUGAUAAAAAAAUUCAGAGCUCUGUUGCAGAGUGCUUUGGUAGUGCUAAACGUAAAAAAGCAGACGUCGAACAUUUGGCACUGAGGACAACAGAGGCCUUCGCUAAAGCUAACAUACCUCUUCAAAAAUUGGAUGAUCCUAACAUAAGGGCAUGGUUAAAUGAAUUUGUGGCAGGUUCUGGAGACAUGCCUUGUGUCAAAACACUGAGGGAAAAGUAUGUUCCUAAACUUGCUGAAUACCACUUUGAAAACGUGAUGGAAAUUGUUAAAGAUAAACUAAUUUUUAUCUAUUCGGAUGAGACUACAGAUAGUCAGGGAAGAUGUGUUUUUGUGGUACUAUUUCUAGUGCUCCAAGAACCAGUAGGCGAACCUCAGGGGGCCGAUUCUUGACGCUACCGGAAUAAUUCCGCUACCGGAUUAAUCCACGAGUUUCAUUCCGGUAGAGAGUAAAAAACCAAUUCUUGAAAUUGCUGUAGUGGCUACCGGAAUCAACAUUGUCGGGUCAACGAAAAGUCUUUACGGAAGUGAGGCAACGUUGCUUUAACUGUUGACGUCACUGGUAGAAGGCCAAUCACAAUGAGGAAAGGUAAAUUUCCCGUGGAAGUGGAUGAAUCAACGACCUAAGGUCGUUGGGAUGAAUACUGAAUGUUUUAUUUUGUUUACUCUUUGCAAAUAUCCUCGUUAGGGUAGGGGUGUAGGUUGAAGAUCUACUUAUCAAAUUGAAAUGAGCUGUAUAGUUACGGCCGAACAACGGGAAAUUUUGCUAUCAUUCAUGGAAAAAAAAUGAUUCUUUGUCCAGAGGAAAAUUUAAUCCUGAAUUUACCAAAAAAGCGUGCUGAUAGUUUGUGGCAAGAAUUUUAUUAAAAUUUACAAUUCUUAUCCCUUAAAAUUACUCGUUUUUUAGUUUAUUGUUUCUGCUUACUUGAUAGAAUUUAAAAUUCUUAUCACUUAAAAGGAAUCGUUUCUUAGUUUGUUUCUGCUUACUUUGCCGCAACUUUUUAUGUUAGUGUAAAAUUUGAGGUGAAAAUAAAUUUUAUGCGGUGUUUCUUGAUUCAGCAAACAAUAUUGUGAAUGUGUACAUUAGAUUUUUAUAACUGCAAGUCAAUACAAAAUUAUAAAAUUUUAUGAACAUCAUCUAGCAAUUAUCUCAUGGUGCGGGGGUAAAUGGGUAAAAGUUCCGUAUUGCGUAUCCAAGUUAACCUGUGAUCCUGUACACCUGAUCCUGUGGUACAUGAUGCUUAUUUUUUUAGCAGUGGGCAGGCGCGUAGCGCCGACGCAUUUCGCGCGACAGCGCGAAAUCUGAAGUUAUUCCAACUGAUAAAAAAGAUAAGCAUCAUAGAACACAGGAUCAGGUGUACAGGAUUAUGCCAUUAGAAUCAAAGGUAUAUCUGGAUACAUCUGGAUAAGCAAAACGGAACUUUUACCAAAGUUUGUAAUUGUUUGGUGUAGGGGCUUCUUGAAAAUCUUAUGAAUUUAUCAACAUUAUCUUUCUACUAUAUCUUCUUUCAUCAUUUAUUUAAUAAUGCUUGUGUGGGUUUUCAUCAGUGUGUGUUGUUUUCAAUCAUAUUAUUUGCGUGGUAGGAAUGUUGGCUCUGUUUGCAAAAUAGGGAAGGGUAAAUAGGAUAACCUUUAUUUUCACAAUCACUUAUAACUGUGGGAAAUUCAUAUAUAAAUGGACUCCUUUUAGAGUACUUUUCAAUUCCGGGAUGGAUGUACUUUUAACGAAUACAUGUGCAUAAUCUAACUACCACUAUAGUUUUGUUCCAUCAAAACAUGACACACGAUUGCAAUAUUUGGUGUCAAAAACGAAUUACGUAAUAUGGAAACUACGUUACCGGUAUUGUAUUUAUCACACACAAUAAACGUCAAAUAAGCCACAAAUUUAUACACAGCAAAAAUUUCAAUGUUUUUUAUGCUAAGUAGGUACAAUAUUAAGUAGGUACUUAAUGGAAGAUGGUAAAUAUAACUUUCGUAACGUAAUAUUUAAAUACCUGCCAUUGCAAAUCACACAAACAAAAAUGUAAUAAUACUUAAAACAUUAAAUAUUAGUUAAAUUGUUACAAAAGUUUUCUCGCCACGCACACACGAAUUUUGAAGGUUGAAAGCAUCACAUGGCGUAUUUUUAUCUGAAUAAUCACAUAACAUAAUGAGACUAAUAAGAUAUUUCUGGUUUUAAAUGAAGUAAUACAAUAUAAGUAUAUAAACACACGCAUUAUUAAACGAGAUUUAAAUGUAGCUAACCUAAACUAACCAAACAUACAAACGAUUUAAAAAAAUUUCUGAACCAUACCAGAGACUCCAUUUUGGACAAAUCAUGGUUUCAAAGAACAAACAACUUUUAAGUCGCUACCGGAAUUGUGAUUCCGCCAGCUCACGAGGUGGCGGAAUAAUUCCGGUAGUUUGUGACGUAAUUCCGAUACAUAAUUCCGCUAGCGAGUGUUCAAGAAUAGGGUUUAGCAAAUCUCUGGUGGAAUCAAGUAAUUCCGCUAGCGGAAUUCUUCUAGCAGCGUCAAGAAUAGGGCCCCAGGUAGUAGUAGCUUCAGUUAAUUUUCUUGCAAAAGCGGAUGCGACCACAUGUGCACAAGUUAUUUCAGAAUGUGUAAAUAAGUAUGCAAUUUCAUACAAGAACAUCAGAGGUUUGGUUACAGACUCAGCUUGCUACAUGACAAAGUGUGUCAACAGCUUGCAAGUUCUGUAUGGAGAUCACGUACUCCAUAUUCAGUGCUGGGCCCACAAAGUUGCCCUAGUAGGAAAUGUGUUGUCAUGUGAACUUGUUGAGGUAAACGAUGUCGUAGUGAAGGUAAAGUCUGCCUUUUUAAACACUCGCAAGAGGAAACACCAAUAUUUGCAAUAUUUGCGAGAAGAAACUGUGAAACCAGAUAAAUUGUUUCCAAUGCCAGUCAAUACUCGUUGGAAUUCAUGGUUUCGUGCAGUGUUCUACCUGGCUGAAUAUUUUUUGGAAAUCAUUAACUUUUUCAGAAAUAGUGACUUUCAGGAAACUAACAAUGCAGGAAUUAAGUAUCUGAUCAUGCUUUCAGACAAAGAAGUAUCCGUAAUUUUAGCACAGUGUAUUUUUGUACAGCAGCAUGCUUUUGAAAUAAUGGAUCUGCUAACGAAACUUGAAGGGUCUAAGUACCCUACAUCACAUACUCUGUAUGGGGAUCUGGAAAAUAUACAAAAAGGUUUGGACUGUGCAGCAAAGGGUAUAUUUUCCAAUACGUUCGAAAACAGUAGUGUCCUCAAAAAUUUGAACACCACUGACAUUGCACAUGUGAAGCACAACUGCCAAAAAGCCACAACACUGUGCAUGAACAAACUGCAGACACUCAUGAACAGUGAUCCUUGUGCACAUGUUUACAGGUCAUUGAACCAGCUUUUCAACCCUAAGAACAUUCUGCUUAACAAAACUGAAAACAUAGUUACACAACUAAAAUCCAUUGCUGACCUGAAGAUGAUAGACAGUGUUGACCUUUUUAAAGGGUACCAGUCUCUAAAAGAUGCAGCAGAGUCACUGUGCAGAGCUGGUGAAGUUGUUGAUGUAGUGAAAAUUCUCACUGCACUGACAACUGAUUGUCAACAGUUUGCUUCAGCUGUGCUUAAAUCAAUAUGGAUGCCUACAAAUAAUGUUGAGAGUGAGAGGUUGUUGAGUCACUACAAUAUUGUUGUUUCAGAUAGACGGCAGAACUUAAAAGAAGAGAAUAUUGAAGUGUUUACAAUGCUCUCCUUUGAUGAUUGAUAUAUAUAUAUAUAUUUUUUUUUUAAAGAAUUUUAUGCAACAGUUAUGUUAAGCUAAUGUGUGUGUAAAAUUUUUACAAGGAAAUUAUUAACACAUAGUGUUCAAUAGUGAAAUGAAAUGUUUUUGUGGUUCUACAUAUGAUGAACAGUUCUUUAAUUUCUUAUGUUAUGUACUGAACAAUGCAUUAAGCAACCAAGUGACUAAAAAAUUUCUGUAUGGAAGUUUCACAGUCAGUGGUGAGCAAUUUUUAUGUACAACUGGAAAUUUAAUGUUUUCAUUGUUAUUUAUUUUUGGUUUAAGCAAAUGUAAAGAGUGUGUUUAAAUUAGGAUAAUUAUAAGCUAUGCCAAAGAAAAUUAAUUACGUAACAAAUAUUAAGCCUAUACAGUUAAAACUAUUUAAUUUAAUUAUACAGAUAAAAAAAUAACACCGCUUUUUUACACCGCUUUUUGGCAAAAAUAAUACCGCUUUUGGCCAAAAAUAACACCGCCAAUUUCAGGUCUCUAAUGAUAAGUGUUUAUUCAGGCUUAUAACGGGACAUGGUUAGCCUAGUAUGUUUUAUUUUGUAAGCAUGAGAGCUUAGCUUGCUAUUUUAUGGUUAUAAAUCAAAGGUGUAAAUAAAUGCUCUCGCAGUUGUGGCGAGGCUGUAAAUACGUAACUUACAGAGGGCAACGUGCAUAUGUCCUUUCUUAAUUUAUUUGAUUACAGAAUGUAAUUUUUUGUCAAAUCCAAGCCAACCAGCAAUAAAGCAGUAUUUACUUUGUAAAGUUUCAUGUUGUAUUAUCUUCAACAAAUAUUUUAAUCUGUCAUAUACUUGUAACAUUGCCUUUUAGAAGUUGUUGCGCGGUAAAAACUGUGAUUGUCUUUGCUUGCUGCUAUAAUAAAUAGAGUGCUAAUCGAA
Molecule: messenger RNA, 8222 nt
Organism: Bacillus rossius redtenbacheri
Lineage: Eukaryota; Metazoa; Arthropoda; Insecta; Phasmatodea; Bacillidae
Gene: ninaB
Product: carotenoid isomerooxygenase
Exons: 2
Coding region: 5902-7323 (473 amino acids)
Biological process (GO): carotene catabolic process; retinal metabolic process
Molecular function (GO): beta-carotene 15,15'-dioxygenase activity; carotenoid dioxygenase activity
Source: RefSeq, a predicted model, not a curated record